Oryza sativa Japonica Group (Japanese rice) is the source of this 797-nucleotide messenger RNA. The record is from RefSeq and is a predicted model, not a curated record. NCBI's taxonomy places the organism in Eukaryota, Viridiplantae, Streptophyta, Magnoliopsida, Poales, Poaceae.
AUUUGAACUAAACUCUUUAGUUCAUUAUUUUUGUUAGGAUCAUCACAAACUUUUAUCUGCUAUAGCACAAUCUACCAAAAAUUAAAGGAAAAAAUUAACUAAUACCAGGAAAACUCUGUACUAUACUUAUCACAAUGACACAGCUGGUAGUUAUCUUUUAACUGCAAACCUUUUCUUACCCAAGUUUACAACUAUCUGUCCUUUUGCUACAUAUCAAAGGAGCAGUCAACUCUUAUAUUGUGCUGUGCUUUGAUGGUUCAUACAGCGAUACACAGGUAGAUGGCAGUUAAAAUUAUACUUUGUCCGAUCGUCCUCUACUUUCGGUUAACAUUUUUUCCCCUUACACAAUUAUUGUGUUUUUUUGGCAGCUUUUGCCCGAGACCAUGCCUGACACCAACGACGUAAAUUCAACGCCAUGGUCUCUGCCAAAGCGGUUCAUACAAGAGCCGGCAAUAUUUGUUUCGCCGGUGGUUGUUGGCCCCGGUAUGCCGUCAUCGGACGUGUCGCUUAGCAUCCAGCUCAGGCACUUCUUACUGACCAAUGGUGGUCGUAUGGACAGCGUGAAACUGCUAGAGAUCGACAGCUCUGUUGCGUAUGGAAACAAUGUGCUGGAAUCGUUCUCCGACGGGAGCCUGACAGAGGAGCUUUUCAUAGACGUGUUCAGCUCGAUUCUAUUCAAGGAUGACAUGAAGUACAGGCUAGAUAAUUAUGGAAAAAGGAUUUUCAUUCCGACUUCCAUAUCAGUAACGUGAAUAACGCCAAUUUCUACUGUAUUCCUUUUUUUCGUACGGUGCAGC